Cordyceps fumosorosea ARSEF 2679 is the source of this 990-nucleotide messenger RNA. Its product is annotated as thioredoxin reductase GliT. The coding region runs from base 1 to 990 and encodes 329 amino acids. The record is from RefSeq and is a predicted model, not a curated record. The transcript has 2 exons. Gene Ontology annotation, molecular function: oxidoreductase activity. NCBI's taxonomy places the organism in Eukaryota, Fungi, Ascomycota, Sordariomycetes, Hypocreales, Cordycipitaceae.
AUGCCUCACGUAUACGACGUCCUCAUCAUCGGCGGCGGUCCCGCCGGCCUCUCCAUGGCCACCACGCUCGCGCGGCAGGCCUUCUCGGCGCUGGUCCUCGACUCGGGCGCCUACCGUAACGCGCGCGCCGCGCACAUGCACAACGUGCCGGGCUUCGACCACGCGCCGCCCGCCGCCUUCCGCGCCAAGGUGCGCGCCGACCUGGAGGCGCGGUACCCGUCGAUUGCGUUCCGCGACGGCACGGCCAUCGUGGAGGUGCGUCGAGCGACAGCGGCGGCGGCGGCGGCGGCUGGUUUUGAGGCAGAGGACGCGGAGGGUAACGUGUACUACGGCAGGAAGCUGGGUCUGGCGACGGGAGUCCGGGAUAAGGUGGAGGAGCAGGUGGAGGGCUACGCGGACUGCUGGGGGCGUGGCAUCUUCCACUGCUUGUUCUGCGACGGCUUCGAGGAGCGUGGCGCCGAGUCCGUGGGGGUCCUCGGCGUUGGGCUGCUCUCCUCGCCCGCGGCCCUGACGCACGUCAGCCUCCUGACGAAGCGCCUCGCCGCGCACACCACCAUCUACACCGACGGCGACGCAACCCUCGCUGCCGCGUUCUGCAACUCCGAUGCAACGACGGUGGAGACGCGCAAGAUUGCGCGGCUGGCGCUCCGGGACUGGCCGGCGUCGAGCGCGGUGGUGGUGACGCUGGCGGACGGGACGCGCCGCGAGGAGGCGUUCGUGGCGAGCCACCCGCUGACGGCGCAGGCGGCAGCGCCGUUGCUCGCAGGGCAACUGGGGCUGGGGCUGGAGACGCGGGAGGAGGAGAUGGCGGGCGGGCGGCUGGUGGUGCUCAGGGGCCCGGGGGAGACGAGCGUGGACGGGUGCUUCGCGGCGGGGGACGCGGUGGCGGCGAUGAGGAGCGUGGUGCAGGCGCUGCAGACGGGGCAGGUGGCGGGUGCGGGAUUGGUGAUGCAGCUGAUGCAGGAGCAGGCAGCCAAGGAGGAGCUGUAG